AUGGAAACCUCCGGCAGGAGCGUGUACGAACAGGAGGUUGAUCAGUCCAAUGAUCCUCCAGGAUCUGUCCCCCAGCCGCUCUACGACCCUUAUUUUUCAGCCAACGAAAAGGUUAUCCAGGAUUUGCUGCUCGAUGAAAGAAGGUAUCACAGUACACCAGGAUAUUGCUUCAGACAGCCCAGAGCGACGGCAAAAUGGAUGCGUAGAACAUUGCUCAAUUGGUUACGUGAUAUUUACCGACAUCGAAAUGCCGAUGCUGGUGUCUUGUCUCACGCUGCUCAACUGACCGAUAGGUAUUUGCAUGUCGUUCCCACUGAUCGGCACGAAUACCAACUGGUUGGUGGAACAUGCUAUCUUGUGGCGAGCAAAUUGAAUGAUGCCCUGCCGGCCACUGCAGUCGACAUGGCCCACUAUAUGGCGGAUUCGGCGAAGCCAGGGGAUAUACGCGCAAAGGAGAUGACCAUUUGCAUUGCACUUCAGUGGGAUCUCACAUGUAUUACCCCCGUUGACUUCGUCGCACCGGUUAUUGAAUUCCUGGAAUUUGCACCCAGUUUAAAAAAAAUUAUCCGUCAACGCGCUCUUAAUACUUACGUCAAAGCCUUCCAUGGUAAGCCGUUAGUUCAGAAUUUUUACAUCGAGAACGUUCACGAUAUUUGUCGACCAGAAACUCCAAGGCGUUUAUUUAAUCUUCCACUAACCCUGAUGAAAUUAACUUUAGGAUUGAGAUUUAUUUAUCAACGCCAGGAGUGCAGUUUACUCCAGUUCGUGACUCCCUUGAAUCACAAUUAUCACGUCCUGUUUUUGAUUUGA
Messenger RNA from Echinostoma caproni, 810 nucleotides. NCBI's taxonomy places the organism in Eukaryota, Metazoa, Platyhelminthes, Trematoda, Plagiorchiida, Echinostomatidae. The record is from the annotation of a GenBank genome assembly.